AUGGAGUCCACGGAGAACCGAUACGCUCACCUGCUGCAGCCGAUCCGAGAGCUCACCAAGAACUGGGAGAUCGACGUGGCGUCCGAGUUAAAUGACUACCUGGACGAGCUGGAUGACAUGUGCAUCACGUUCGACGGAGGGAAAACCAGACUGAACUUUGCGGAGGCGGCGCUGCUGAUUCAGGGCUCGACCUGCAUCUACAGCAAGAAGGUGGAGCUGCUGCACAAUCUGGUUUUCCAAACUCUGGAGUACAUCAAUGACAGGAAUAAGAAACGUAACAAACAGGCGGCGGCUGAAGGCGGCGAUGCAGACAGAGCAGCGAGCAAGAACAACGAUGCCGAUGAUGAUGAUGAUGAAGCUGUGUUCACGCCGUUAGACAUCGACGUGACGGAGAAAUCGCAGACGGGCGACUCUAACGCGACGGUGAGCGUCGUUCCUCUUCCUCCCGCCUCGCUGAUCCCUCCGGACACCCGCGAGAAGCAGAAGCUGCCUCUCAUCAAUGUGAAAGGAGACGUCGUCUGCAGUCAGAAAGACUUCAGGAUCAAUCUGUUCAUCCCAGGAGACCGAGAGAUGAUCCUCCUCACGCGAGGGUCCUCCGCUGACCGCUAUCUGCUGAUAGACCAGCAGCAGCAGCAGAGAGUUCCAGACGCGGCUCCUCUGAUGGAGGCUUUAGAAGACGACGCUGCGGAGAACUUCCUGCCGCUGGACGACAACGGUAUGGAUCUGGACCAGGACCAGGGCCAGAGCCAGAACCAGGACCAGGACCAGAACCAGAACCAGGACCAGGACCAGGACCCAGAGGAGCACGUUGAGAGACACCAGGCUCCAGGCGAAGGCAGGAUGAUCCGAGAGAGACGACAGCUGGAAGAAAAGAAGCAAGAGGAAGCUCCACCUGCUUUGAACAUUUGGGCGCUUCAUGACCCGUACGCUGUUCUGGCCGAAGAUAAACCGUUUAAAUCAGGAAAGUGCUACAAGGUUCCUGACGGUUUGGACGACGGAGGGAAGAGGAAGAGGAAGCGAGCGUGUUCUCUGCUGGACUUCAGGAGCUGGUUCAGAGGAACCUUCGAUCCUCCUGCACACAAGUUAAAGAACGGACCCUCGUUUACAGACCUGAACUACGUUUAUUUAUCCACCAUGAAAGACAAACUGAAGACGAGGAAGAGGAUCUACAGGAGAGCGGGUGUCAUGGUGUCCGAUGAGGAGCUGAGGAGAACCUUCCUGCAGCCGGAGGAACCGGAGCAGCAGCCGGGAGGAGAACCUGUGGACGGGUUCAGACACCCGGAGCUGCUGGGUGCUGAUGAUGAAAACUCAGACGACGAACACGAAGCGUUUCCUGACGAGUUUCCAGCCGAGUUAGUCGGAGGACCAGAUUUCAUCUCACCAGAGGUUCACGGAGACGAGCUGAGUUAUGAAGAUCUGGUGAAGCUGCGAGUGGAGCAGCUGGUGGUGAACAGUCGAGGUUACACUCAGGAAACCGGUUUGUCCCGUCGGGUCAAAGACUGGGAAGCAAAGAUCCGACCGGAACUCGCUCAGCAGGAGGAGCGGCCGGUGUUCGACAUCCACAGCUACAGCGACCGCAUCGUCUCGUCUCUGAGCGACGUCGGUCGGCGCCGAUCCUUCGCCGCCAUCGUUCACGGGCUGGACAACUACGAGGCCUGCAAGUACCUGCUGGCUUCACUGCAGCUGGCCAACGACCGCACCGUGGACAUCGACAGCGCUGAAGGUUUGGAGGAGAGCGUCGACUCGAUGGGACUGACUCUGCUCAGCACUUACAAAGCCACCGACAGGUUCAAGAAGCUGGCCUCGUCAUCCUGA
This is a messenger RNA of Scomber japonicus (chub mackerel), 1815 nucleotides long. It is a transcript of the gene ncaph2, whose product is annotated as non-SMC condensin II complex, subunit H2. Gene Ontology annotation, cellular component: nucleus; condensin complex. Gene Ontology annotation, biological process: meiotic chromosome condensation; mitotic sister chromatid separation. NCBI's taxonomy places the organism in Eukaryota, Metazoa, Chordata, Actinopteri, Scombriformes, Scombridae. Bases 1 to 1815 code for a protein of 604 amino acids. Gene Ontology annotation, molecular function: chromatin binding. The transcript is spliced from 19 exons. The record is from RefSeq and is a predicted model, not a curated record.